UAUCAGAGAUCGCUUCUAAGUUUUCCCGUUGUCUCUCUUUCCUAAUUUUGAUUUUAGAAUAUACUCAGUCACUGCUAUGUCGUGCUAUGCAUAAUAUAAUAAUAAUAAUUGUCAGGGUUCAAUUUCGUUUUUAUUGUCUCCCCUGGCUUUUAAAUCACCGAGGACCGCCGGUUGAGUGCUCUGUGAUUUGCAGAGUCCCCCAGCCAGCCAUGACUAAUUGAUUAUGUAGCUUCGCUUAGCUAAUUAGCUACCUAUCCAUCCAUGGCGGCCACCGGGACUUCUCUUUUUCACUCUAGUUUGUACCCGUUAUUCCAUCGGGACUCGACGUCCUCAUCCCUUGGGAAGUUGAUAUCUAUUUCGAUUUCGACUUGGCGACUCGCAGAGCAAGCGCCAACCCCUGCGACGAAGCUGAGGAGGUUGCAAAAGCGUGGAGAAGUUGAGGCGGUAGCUGCAGCGAAGUAUGAGGAUCCGGUGGUGGGGAGUAAGAGCUUGAAGGAGUACUUAGAGCGAUCAAAGGAGUUGAUUAUCAGAUCAGACGGUGGACCGCCUAGGUGGUUCACGCCCUUGGAGUGCGGGCCUCCGUCGAUUAAUUCACCCCUGCUCCUCUUUUUGCCUGGGAUUAUCGAUUCUGGACUUGGACUUAUUAAGCAACAUCAUCGACUUGGAAAGAUUUUUGAGAUAUGGUGCUUGCACACUCCAGUUAUGGAUCGAACACCAUUUACAGAGCUGGUGAAGCUGGUUGAAAGAACAAUUAGGUCCCAGAAUCACCUUUCACCCAAUAGGCCCAUAUAUCUUGUUGGAGAAUCAUGCGGAGGAUGCCUUGCUCUGGCCGUGGCAGCUUGUAAUCCCGAUAUUGAUCUUGUGCUAAUUUUGGCUAACCCAGCUACAUCGUUUAGUCACUCUCAACUACAGUUGUUUAUGACACUAUUGGACAUUAUGCCUGACCUACUCCCUCGUGGCCUCCCUAACAUGUUGAGACUGAUGACAGGGGAUCCUUUGAGGAUGAUGAUGUACAGUCUGCUGGAGGGACUUUCUUUACAACAAACGGUUGGAGAGCUAUCACAAGAUCUUCUUGCAAUUUCAUCUUAUCUCUCUAUUCUGCCUGAUGUCUAUCCAAGAGAAACACUUGGCUGGAAGCUGCAGAUGCUUAAAUCAGCUUCAUCAGUUUCCAAUUCACGCCUCCAUGCUGUAAAAGCUCAAACACUGAUACUUUUUACUGAGAGAGAUCAGUUGCUACCUAGUCAAGAUGAAGGUGAAAAGCUGCGUCGUGCACUGCCAAAAUGUGAAAUUCGUAAGUUCAACGAGAGUGGCCAUUUCCUCUUCUUGCAAGAUAGUAUUGAUUUGGUCACUAUCAUCAAGGGUGCUGGUUUCUAUCGUCGCAGAAAAUGCAAAGACUAUGUUUCAGAUUACAUGCCACCAACCUCUACUGAGUUCAAUAAAAUAUAUGCUGAAAGCAGAUGGAUUAAUGCUGUUACUAGCCCUGUGAUAUUGUCAACUUUAGAGGAUGGGAAGAUUGUGAGGGGCCUUGCUGGAAUACCUUCAGAGGGUCCUGUCUUGCUAGUAGGCUAUCACAUGCUACUAGGACUUGAAGUGGUUCCCUUGGUAACCAAGAUUUAUCUGGAAAGAAACAUUCUUGUGCGGGGGAUAGCACAUCCAAUGAUGUUUAUAAAGCAUAAACAAGGAAGGUUACCUGAUUUAUCACAGUUUGACACAUUACGAAUGAUGGGUGCAGUUCCUGUCUCAGGGAUUAACUUCUACAAGCUUUUCUCUUCAAAAUCUCAUGUCCUGCUGUAUCCAGGAGGCAUGCGUGAGGCUCUCCACCGGAAGGGUGAAGAAUACAAGUUGAUCUGGCCAGAACAGUCUGAGUUUGUCAGGAUGGCGGCAAGAUUUGGAGCCAAAAUCAUACCUUUUGGUGCUGUUGGAGAAGAUGAUAUUAGUGAACUGGUUUUUGACUACAAUGACUUGAUGAAGAUUCCUUACUUUAAGGCUGAAAUAAGAGAAUUAACUAAUGAGGCCGUGAAGUUAAGGACUAAUGAUUAUGGGGAGGUGGCAAACCAAGAUGUACACUUUCCAGGAAUUCUACCAAAAUUUCCUGGUCGGUUUUAUUACUACUUCGGGAAACCCAUUAAAACAGAAGGAAGGGAGCAGGAAUUAAGAGACGGGGACAAGUCUCAUGAAUUAUAUUUACAAGUCAAGAUCGAGGUACAGAGAUGCAUUGGUUAUUUGAAGGAAAAAAGAGAAAAUGAUCCUUUUAGAAAUCUAUUGUCUCGGUUAAUUUACCAGACCAAACAUGGCUUUUCUGCUGAAGUUCCUACAUUUGAACUUUGAGUUUUUCGUAAGAGAUGAAUUCCAUCUUCA
Molecule: messenger RNA, 2358 nt
Organism: Juglans microcarpa x Juglans regia
Lineage: Eukaryota; Viridiplantae; Streptophyta; Magnoliopsida; Fagales; Juglandaceae
Product: acyltransferase-like protein At3g26840, chloroplastic
Cellular component (GO): membrane
Source: RefSeq, a predicted model, not a curated record